AUGUCUUUUCGUUCUUUUCGUCUAACUAAAGAUUCUCUGUUACCGUUUACCAAGUCGCCAACGCCGUCAUGGCAUUGCGCAGAAGAUUCGCGUUCUCCGAGACGUCGAUUACGUGAAGGCAUCGACCCAGAACGCCCAGACUUGGACUUCACAUGGGCUUACAAAGUUCCAGCACCGUUACUGAUGGGUCAAGCACAGUCUCAAAAAUUGGGACGAAGUGCGCAUCGGAAUAAUGACGUGGCUAAAAACUCUUCUCAAGGAGAAUAUCGAGGUUCCGAGCGAUACUUUGCAAGAGAAAGCAGAGGACGUUCGCAGACUCCAAAAGAGCUCAAUGUCGAGGUUUACACACAUACAAGUGUGAAAGAACCCACUGUGACAUCGUUUGCGCAAGAUUCGCAUGGUCAAGCCACAGAAGCUGAUCAAGAAAUUCAAUCUGUCGAUGAAUUGGCAAAGCGAGACAAAAGAAUCUCGGCUCUUGAGAAUGAAAAUGCCAUCUUGAGAUCAAAGCUUCGUGAGCUCUCAGCAAUGCUUCGCAAUACGAUUACGACUCUUACAGAAGAGGAUGAAUCUUUGGGGAGAAUUUUGAAUCAAGCAGCACCCAUGGAUUCAGCCCCAGUGAGAUCCGGACCUGGCCCAGAAAGCUAUGUUCGGAACCCUGCUGCAUAUUCAAUGGGUCCCAUUCAAGCGGCAUCGAAAAUGCCUAUGAUAGGUGAAUCUUCUGCAAACAAGAGAAGUUAUGCUGAAUUUUCCGAACCGUGUCAAGAUGGCUACACGGAACCGCGGUCAAAUACUAUGGCUGCAAGGUCCCUGAAUUCCAUGACUCCUAGUUCGGCAUCUGAAGUCGGCACGAAAGGCAGAUCUUUUGCAAGAAAGAAACUCUACGACGGACUCAACGAAGCAGACCAAAGAAGAUCUGUGAGUUCGUGGCAAAACUUUGUAAUGGCAAGGUCUGCAAUCAUGAGUAAAUUGAUACCGACCGUCAGAAUUGACAAUGCUGCCAUGUUCCAAGAGAUAUGCGAAUGCUUUUUGACAGGUCGCUCCACCAAUAAAUUCCAUGAGUUUUCCAAAAAGGAUCACCGGGAUUGGCAAUGUCUGAGAACAUAUCUUUCUCAUAGUUUGUUCUGGAGCAAGAUUGAUGACUACACUGGUAGAUGUUCAAUUUGCACAAAUGCAGAUGAACCAUCGACCAAGAGAUGUGUGCAAGUCAUGGCCUUGGGUGGGGUGGUUAGGUUUCGUAUACUAGAUACUGCCUACAUGUAG
Molecule: messenger RNA, 1260 nt
Organism: Botrytis deweyae
Lineage: Eukaryota; Fungi; Ascomycota; Leotiomycetes; Helotiales; Sclerotiniaceae
Exons: 1
Coding region: 1-1260 (419 amino acids)
Source: RefSeq, a predicted model, not a curated record